CAUCGUUCGGUUAUUAGUUUAUUACUAUUUUACUAAUAUAAAUCUUUUCAGGAUUCAGUCCUUAGUUCCUUACUCUUUUCUACAUUCUUUUCACAAUUCAUGAUCCUCAAUCCUCACCUACCUAUUUAUUAAUAUAACAUAAAUAUAUUCUGUAGUUCUGUACCCUUUCUUCUAAGUCUAUUGGCAUAUUCCAUAGUAAAUUACCUGAAUUAUUACUUAUAAGUUGUAAAUGUGAUGUGAAUAAUAUGUGAUAGUGUAUAACUGUAUUAUAAUAUAUUAUAUUAUCAAUUUAAAAUUUUAAGAUUUCUGAUAUUAAGAAUUAAAUAUUGUUCGCCCCAGAAUCCGAAGCAAAACUAAAACAUAAAUGGCUGUUGAAGACAAAAAGUUGGCCAUAAAAAGAAAAUUUUUGAGAUAUGUUCAUCCAUUAAAAUCCAUUACCAAUGCUUUGGAUCAAAAAGAAUGUUGGAUAGAACAGAUGAAGUAUUUGAUUCAAGAUUUUAAAAUUCUUCUCAAUUUAUCAUUUAAAGAAUUUUGGUCUACAGUUAUUUAUAACAAACAAUCUACUAUGGGAUUAUGUACAUUUCUUCAAGAAGCUGCUCCACCUCACUUGAUGGAUCAACUUCCACAGGAUAUUGAUGUGUUAACCAUUUACAAUGAAAUUGAUCAUUUUGCAUAUAAAUUAUUUAAACGGCUUACUACGUCUUCUGARAAUGAAGAUAAUUAUAUGUCUCCUCAUUAUAUGUGGAACUUGUUAUAUAAUAACAAUAUUAUAAGUAUUCCUAUGUUAUAUGAUAUGUGUUCCAUUUAUGGCCAAUCAUAUAAAAAGGAGUUAGAAAUAAUUUUAAAUGAGAUGUUUACUUGUCAACAAUUAUACAAAGAAAAUUUAAAACAYUCCAUUCAAUUUACAAUUAAAUGUUUAAGUCAGUUUCAAGACAAAAUUGAAUUAGACAUUGAAUAUGGUAAUCACAUAUCUCAAAGUAAUAAAACCUCUACCGAU
Molecule: messenger RNA, 997 nt
Organism: Diuraphis noxia (Russian wheat aphid)
Lineage: Eukaryota; Metazoa; Arthropoda; Insecta; Hemiptera; Aphididae
Product: activating signal cointegrator 1 complex subunit 2-like
Biological process (GO): regulation of DNA-templated transcription
Molecular function (GO): ubiquitin binding
Source: RefSeq, a predicted model, not a curated record